Messenger RNA from Poecile atricapillus (Black-capped chickadee), 1115 nucleotides. RefSeq lists its product as uncharacterized. Gene Ontology annotation, cellular component: neuronal cell body; intracellular membrane-bounded organelle; neuron projection. The transcript is spliced from 6 exons. Gene Ontology annotation, biological process: protein localization to cell surface; synaptic transmission, cholinergic. NCBI's taxonomy places the organism in Eukaryota, Metazoa, Chordata, Aves, Passeriformes, Paridae. The record is from RefSeq and is a predicted model, not a curated record. Bases 32 to 901 code for a protein of 289 amino acids.
GGCCGUGCUUGUGCUCUGUGUCUUCGUCGUCAUGCCCAGGAUGUUCGGGGGAGGAGGCGGAGGGCGGCCCGGCCGGUCUCCGCGGGGCGGCAAGGCCGGCCCCGGCCAUUACGAUCCCCGUCAGCACGGCAGAGGUAGUCCUCAGACAGUUUAUCAAGUUCACCGGAAUCCAGGGAAUUCUGACAGUAAUACUUACCAGAGUAUUCAACAGAUGAGAAAUGCAAUGGAAAAAGAGAUAAAAAAUGAGAGAACAAGAGGAAAUGGUCGAGAGUUAGCAUUCACCCUCAUGCCACUGUAUGCUCUUGGAGUGGGAAUGUUUGCAGCAUACAAACUUCUUAAGAUGAAGUCACAUGAAGAAAGUCACUCCAAAAAGGAAAAAAGUACAGAAGACAAGGCAAAGGAAACAGAGCAUCAGCUUUUAGAACUGGAGCAACAUCUAGCACAGACAGAGAAAAUGUUAAAUUCCUUAUUGACUCAGUUGGAUCCACUUUCAAACUGUGUCAAUGCUUUAGCUUGUGAACAGAAAGAUGAAAUAAUGACACAGCUCCAAUCAAUUAGACGACUGAUGAAAGAAAGUGGAUUGGAUAAAUCAGAAAACAAGAUGAAAGAUCUUGGACACAUUUGUAAUGAGAAACUUGAAGAUCUCAUUCAGUCAUUUUCUGAACAUUCUCAAGAAAAAGAAAUGAACAACAGAGAAGAUGACUGUAAUGAAGAUUUGCUUGAGGAUAUUGAUAAUGAUUACAAAAUAGAAGAGCAUGAAUUACACAGUGAAUGUGAAAUACAUCAGUUGGAGCCAGAUGUUGUAGAAGAUGAAGAAAUGAUAAACAGAGAUGCCAUUGAAUCUCAAGAAGAGAUGGGACUGAGGAGACGCAAUAGAUAUGAAUGGAAUCUGCAUAUGUAAAACUUCCAAAAGCUUAUGAAUUCUUUUUCUAAUGUUGUAUGCACUUUAAACUGAAAUGAAGUUAUGUGCACUGCUAUAUGCUUUAAAAAGAGGGGUGAAAUGCUGCCUUUGCUUGUAUCUAUGACAAUUCUAUAACAGACUUCAGUGGCAGCAGAAUUUUACUCAGGAUGUUUACAUAUUUUUCUAUUUAUUUUUUCCCUAUAAAAAUAUUUCU